Messenger RNA from Cheilinus undulatus (humphead wrasse), 1014 nucleotides. RefSeq names its product LIM domain only 3 (gene lmo3). Gene Ontology annotation, cellular component: nucleus. NCBI's taxonomy places the organism in Eukaryota, Metazoa, Chordata, Actinopteri, Labriformes, Labridae. Gene Ontology annotation, biological process: positive regulation of transcription by RNA polymerase II. Bases 113 to 583 code for a protein of 156 amino acids. The transcript is spliced from 4 exons. Gene Ontology annotation, molecular function: DNA-binding transcription factor binding; transcription coactivator activity. The record is from RefSeq and is a predicted model, not a curated record.
CGGCGUCUCUCGGUGCUCGGUGCCCGCCGCUCUGGAUCUCUCCCCCGGUAACAAAGCCUGAUCCCGGCUCUCCCCUCCUCGGUUGCAUGGUGGAGCUCCGGCGGAUCAACAAAUGCAGAAAAGGGACAAAAGUUUCGGUAUCCAAAUGCUGUCCGUCCAGCCGGACACCAAGCCUAAAGGCUGUGCCGGCUGUAACCGGAAGAUCAAGGACCGCUACCUGCUGAAGGCGCUCGAUAAGUACUGGCACGAGGACUGUCUGAAGUGCGCCUGCUGUGACUGCAGGCUGGGGGAGGUGGGCUCCACGCUCUACACCAAGGCGAACCUCAUCCUGUGUAGGCGGGACUACCUACGGUUGUUUGGUGUCACAGGAAACUGUGCGGCGUGCAGUAAACUCAUCCCGGCCUUCGAGAUGGUGAUGCGAGCCAAAGAGAACGUCUAUCACCUCGACUGUUUUGCUUGUCAGCUCUGCAAUCAGAGGUUCUGUGUUGGAGAUAAAUUCUUCCUGAAGAACAACAUGAUCCUGUGUCAGACCGACUACGAGGAGGGGCUGAUGAAGGAGGGCUAUGCCCCCCAGGUCCGCUGACCCUGUCCCCCCAUGGACCUGUACUGAGAAGGGAGGAGGGUCAGGAGCUCGUAAUCAAACUAAAGCUCUAGGGCCUCAUCUCCAGACUCUGACACUCCCACAUAUGUACAUAAACUCCCUGUAGGGGGCGCUCUCUGUACAGAAUGGCCAUAGAUGCUCUGAGCGGGAGGGGGCACCCAGAGCGCCAUAGCAGGAUGAAACGCUGUUGGAACAUUUCUCUGUGUGACAUACGGACACUCUGAACUUUGACCCCCCUCCCACCUCAAAAAAAAGAAGCUUACCCUCACUUUGAAGUACUGAUGGGAACACUGCUCCCCCCAGGACCAUCUAGCAGAUUUACCAGGACCAGAACCACUCAGAGGAUCAUCCACCAGAGAAAAACAGAGAUUGAAUCUGUGAAUGUAGAGAGAGGAGAGAGGGUUUGAUUGGUU